AUGACAGCUUAUGUGUGGGCCUCCUUCCUGGUGUGUCUUGUGCUGUGUGUGUCGGGUCAGCCAUGCCAGCCUGGGAAAUUUGAGUGUUUAACGGGAGAGUGUGUGUCGGAGAAUUAUGUGUGCGACUUCAGCCAGGAUUGUGCAGAUAACAGCGAUGAAAAGAACUGUUCCCAUAGAGAAAGAUGUGACUUUGAAGAUGGACUUUGUGAUCUUCAAGUACCAGACCCAGCUAAUAUGUGGAUUCGAGGCUCAUGCCUGACUGAUCCUGGACCUUCAUUAGACCACACAGGGAACUCGACAGGACACUAUCUGUACCUGCACUCUAAAAAUGAAGAAAUGGUCAUUGCAGAAUUAUCCAGUCAAUCUUUUCUGCCUUCAGAGUCCUGCACGGUCACUUUCUACCAUCACAUUGGUCAGAUGGGUGCUGAGCUGCAGGUUCUGGUUCAAUCCAAAUCAGAUCAGCAGCAAAUAUGGAUUCAGACCAAACCGAAUUCUGAGCCACUAACCAAACCCUGGACAAGAUCAUCACUUACAUUCAGACACAGUCAGGAGUUCCAGAUAGUAUUUCGGGGACUAGUGUUGGACAACAGUGAUCCUACUGGGGUAAUUGCCUUAGAUGACCUGUCAUUCAGCCAAGGCUGUGUACCAGCAGGAACGUUACUUUCCUCAAGUCCGUCUCAGUUUGACUGUGGGGCAGGAGUGUUAGUGGAUGCAGCAAAAGUUUGUGACUUUACUUCAGACUGUCCUCACGGCGAAGAUGAGGCCAAAUGUUCUGCUCAUUGUGAUUUUGAGACUGACUCGUGUGGAUGGUAUGAGUUUGCACCAGGUGAUGGUUUUGAUUGGAUCAGAAGCUCACCUCAAGAUGUCUCUACAGAGCAACAACACCAAGUACCUCCAGCAGACUAUUCUACCAAUACCAGCACUGGCCACUUUAUGUUUGUCUUGAAGAACAGCAGCAGUUUAUCUCAGCAUGCAAAGCUCCGGAGUCCCACUUUCCAACAGUCAGGCAUAGACUGUUCCAUUACCUUCUGGCAUUACAAUGCUGGCUUGUCUGUGGGUGCUGCCAAUAUGUAUUUGCAAAUUGAAGGUAUGGACAACCUCACAGUUCUGUGGCGUACACUUUACCAUCAAGGUAACUACUGGCAGCCAGUGACAUUGCAGCUUGGCCGGCAGACGAGGCCUUUUCAGCUCUUGGUGUCCAAGCUGAGCCUGGGUGUGUACUACGGGAUCUCUGCUCUAGAUGACAUUGUUUUUCAUAACUGCUCACUUCCAAAGGCAAUGGAACAGUGCCCCUCUACUGAUUACUUUCACUGUGGGCAAAGCCGAGCAUGCGUGGACCACCUCAAGCUGUGUGAUCUUGUCGAUGACUGUGGAGAUGGAACAGAUGAGCAAAACUGCUCCGUUGAGCUUCUGUGUGAUUUUGAGGAUGGGCUUUGUAGCUGGACUCAGGAUGAAGAAGGAGACAUUUUUGAUUGGACCUGGAUCCAAGGACCCACUCCUACACUCAACACUGGCCCUUAUACUGACCACACCCUGUACACUGUGGAUGGACAUUACCUCUACAUCGAGUCCUCUGCCCCUCAGCAAUUCAAAGACACUGCUGUUCUCAUCAGUCGACCUUUUCAGCCCACCCACAGCAGGGCCCAGGGCUUGGAGCCACGGUGUGUCUUCAGGUUUCACUAUCACAUGCUGGGCCAGCAUGUCUUCCGACUCGCUGUCUACAUCCGCAACUACAGCAAGGGGCGGGGCCAAAUGUUGUGGGUUCGUCAUGGUGACCAAGGCAACUUUUGGCACAGAAAGUCCCUUUACAUCAACAGUGCUCGACCAUUUCAGAUUCUAGUGGAGGGGACAGUGGGGGAUGAUUUCACAGGAGAUAUUGCGAUCGAUGACUUUUCCUUUUUCGGUUGUGAGCCAUAUGAAGGUACACUCCCCUCCCUGGAGGCCAUCACCAUAGCUCCGGCGCUCACCCUUCCAACAGUGCUUCCUCACAGCUGUCCGCAGGGCCAGUUUGUGUGUGGGGUGUACGGAGAGUGUGUGAGUCACAGUCAAGUGUGUAACUUCCGACUGGAUUGCUCUGAUGGCUCUGAUGAAAAGGACUGUGUGAAGGAACGGUGUGAUUUUGAGAAUGGAGUUUUUUGUGGGUGGAAGCUGGAAAGCCCUGCUCCUCCUGUUCCAUUUCAUGCAUUCCAGUGGCUGACAGGACAGGGAGAAACCAUACAUCAUGGGGAGGAAUUUCAUAGGCCUGUUAAGGACCAUACAUUUGGAACUGCAGAUGGAUGGUACAUGUAUGCAGACAGCUCAAACGGAGGAUAUGGCCACAUGUCUGAUCUUAUUACCCCACCAAUUACUGGCACAGGGCCCCAGUGCAUCAUGGGAUUCUGGUACUACAUGAGUGGCUUCACUGUAGGAACGCUUCAGGUUCUUAUCAAGUUUGGUAAUCUCACUUAUGAAGUGUGGUCUGCAACUGGAAACCAAGGCAGUUUCUGGAUGCGUGGCGAGGUCUUUAUCGGAAUCCGUCACAAUUUCCAGGUGAUCCUCCGUGCUAAGCGAGGUGUUAGCUACAUGGGUGAUGUGGUGCUCGAUGAUGUACAGUUUACAAACUGUGCACCGCUUAUUUUCUCGGCUUUUCCUUGCACGAAGGAUGAGUUUGCUUGUGCUAACGGGCUUUGUAUCCCUCUUGGCAACCUGUGUGACUUCAUCGACCACUGUGGGGACGGCUCAGACGAGAACUACUACAUUUGCCAGGGUUUUCGUGGCCGCUGCAACUUUGAAUUCGACCUUUGCUCCUGGUCACAAGUGCAGAGUGACAGUUCUGACUGGCUGAUUAAAGAAGGAAGAACCCCCACUUUGGGAACGGGCCCAGCCACUGACCACACCCUGCACAAUUCAUCAGGCCACUAUGUGUAUCUGGAGACCUCCUUCCCCAAGGCCCCUGGAGACAUGGCACAGAUUUCCGGCCCUUUGUUCAGCCCUCGCAGCAGGAAUUGCAAGAUGGUCUUCUACCUGCACAUGUCUGGUGAGGGUGCUGGCACUCUGAAUGUGUAUUUGAUUACUAAGUCCGCCCCUUCUCUCCUUCUCAACCUCACUGGACAUCAAGGCAACUUCUGGAUCAGACAGGAAGUGCCCCUCAUCUCUAAUGCACACUUCAGGGUCAUGUUUGAGGGCGAAGUUGGCCAAAGUGGAAGAGGAGACAGCUGCCUUGAUGACAUCAUUUUCUCACCAGGCUGUCUUCUCAGCCACAAUCCCAAGACAGACUUGCCUGUUCUGCCACCUUCUGGCUCGUGUCCACUAGGCUCACUUCAGUGUGACAAUGGUGUCUGUUACAAACCAGAGCAAAAGUGUGAUUUUAUUGACAACUGUGGAGACGACACUGAUGAGAAGGAGUGUGGGACUUCCUGUUCAUUUGAAAACGGACGUUGUGGGUGGAAGAGUUCUCAUGCUGACAAUUUCGAUUGGAUGCUGGGCACUGGCACCGCCCAGAGCAUCAGACCACCCUAUGAUCACACUCUAAAGAAUGAAAACGGUCACUUUGUGUAUAUGGCGGCAACUCCAGUGGGUUUAAAGGGGGAUAAAGCUCAUAUGAGAAGUUCUGUAUGGAAGGAGUCUAGCACCACCUGCAAACUGGCAUUCUGGUACUACAUUUCCCACAAGGCAACAGGAGUCAUCCGUCUUUUCUUAAAGACCGAGAGUGAGAUGAAAGAGAUGUGGAUGGAGCAAAGCAUGAUGCCUGAGUGGAGGCGAGCCGAGGUGCUCCUGAGGAACCUGAGGAAUUUUGAGCUUAUCUUUGAAGUAGUGCGUGUGAGGGAUGUUAGCGGCGGGGCAGCACUCGACGACCUGGAGUUUAUUGACUGCACCCGCAGUGCCGUUCAUCCUGGUGUUUGCCCUGCAGCCACUGAUUUUGUUUGCAGCAAUGGCAAGUGUAUCGAUUUCAGUCUGGUGUGUGACAGCAAGGCAGACUGUGAUGAUGGGACUGAUGAGCUGGAAUGCAUGGGACUGGCAGGAGCCUGUAACUUUAACAUGCCUGAGGGUCAGUGGGAGGAGGCAUGUCAACUGAUGCAAAAGCAGGAUGAUGAUUUUGAUUGGCAGAUUGGACACGGUAGAGGGCGUAAUCUUACUGGACCUUCCAGUGAUCACAGUCCCGAUGGAAAAGGCAACUACCUGUAUGUCAACUCAGCGAUGCAGAAAGAAGGGGACGUUGCUCGUAUAACCACGCAGCAGGAGUUUCCCGCCAGUAUUGGUGUGUGCCAUCUGCGCUUCUGGUUUCACAUGUACGGCUCCAAAAAUAUGGGCACGUUAAAGGUGUACACUGUUGGCAGAAGUGGCAUUUCCUUAUUGAUGUGGGCCACUAGCGGGAACCAUGGGGAUGGAUGGCAGUACAGUAAUGUGGUGCUGUCAAACACUCAGCCCUUUAGAAUGAGUAUCCAGGCUGAGAUAGGAGGAGAUAAGUGGACAGACAUUGCCAUAGAUGACCUCUCCUUUACCCAAGAGUGUGCUGCAGGAGGACCUGUCCCUCUGACAUGUGAUUCAGGACAGUUCCAGUGUGAGUACUUGCUGCAGUGUGUGCCACAAGACUGGCACUGUGAUGGAGAAGCAGACUGCAAUGAUGGUUCGGAUGAGGAGAACUGUGAAACUUCGGUGCCCACCACUGUGCAACCACCAAAAGGCUGUGAGGACACGCAAUACCAGUGUACCAACGGCAGCUGCAUUCCCUCUCUGUUGCGCUGUGACAGCAUUUCAGACUGUCCCACCGGAGAGGAUGAAUUCGAAUGUCCUGUUGUGCACUGUGAUAGUGGAGAGCUGGUGUGUGAGGGUACUGGUAGCUGUGUAGCUUUUAACAGACGCUGUGAUCACGUCGUAGACUGUCCACCUUUUAACUCUGACGAGUCCAGCUGCUAUGAGUGCCCAGUUGGAUACUGCCUUAAUGGUGGACGAUGUGUUGUGGAAAACCAAGGGCCUGUAUGCAUAUGUAAUUUAGGAUGGACCGGCAAUCGUUGCCACAGUCAGCAAAAACCAACCCGUCCAACUACUUCAAGUGCAAUACCGGAAACUGAACUAGAGGUGGUUUACAUUGGAGUAACUGUGUCAGUGAUCCUAUUCAUCAUUGCAGUUAGUGUCAUCAUACUUUUCUUCCUACAAAGAAAUCGUACAGCUAAAGAGUCCAGGUUAAUUGCAAAUGAGGAGUUAGAGAGUUCUGCUUGUGGUUGGAAAGAAGAAUUUUCAGAUUUGAGACUCAGAGAUUGUGCGGGAGUUAAAGCCACUUUGAGUAAAAACCACAGGCCUACCAUCAGUGUUUAUCCAUGGAGAGAAGAGCCAGAGUUUCCUGCCAAACUGUCUUUCUCCAACCCGCUGUACAAGGAAUUCAGAAGCUCCGAGGCCUAA
Messenger RNA from Trichomycterus rosablanca, 5379 nucleotides. RefSeq names its product MAM and LDL receptor class A domain containing 1 (gene malrd1). Gene Ontology annotation, molecular function: protein binding. Bases 1 to 5379 code for a protein of 1792 amino acids. NCBI's taxonomy places the organism in Eukaryota, Metazoa, Chordata, Actinopteri, Siluriformes, Trichomycteridae. Gene Ontology annotation, cellular component: membrane. The transcript has 33 exons. The record is from RefSeq and is a predicted model, not a curated record.